This is a messenger RNA of Penicillium nucicola, 1596 nucleotides long. Its product is annotated as oleate hydratase. The transcript is spliced from 2 exons. Gene Ontology annotation, biological process: fatty acid metabolic process. Lineage: Eukaryota; Fungi; Ascomycota; Eurotiomycetes; Eurotiales; Aspergillaceae. Bases 1 to 1596 code for a protein of 531 amino acids. Gene Ontology annotation, molecular function: oleate hydratase activity; FAD binding. The record is from RefSeq and is a predicted model, not a curated record.
AUGGUUUCCCGGUUGAACAGUCUGCAAAUUGAGCCUACUUGUACAGAUGAUAUGGAGAUCUGGAUUCUUGGGAGUGGCAUCGCCUCGCUCACAUCAGCAGUUCACUUGAUCAAGGAUGCUAAGAUUGCACCAUCACGAAUCCACAUCAUUGAGAGGCUAGAGAAAGCUGGAGGAGGGUCAGCCAGCACGGGAGAUCCAAUCAAUGGGUACGACUAUCGCGCCGGCGCGAUGCCCGCGUUCAAUAAUAUUUACAUGGAGAAGCUUCUAUCCAUUGUGCCUUCGAAGUCAAACCCGAAGAGGACCACAUUGGACGACAUUUGCGAGUUUAGCCGCUCAAAACCACCUCAUAAAAGCCCGAAUACCCGAAUCCUCUCACGAAAAGCCUCCGGAUUAGCAAGGACUGGCCCGAAUCAAAUGGGAGUAGGAUUGAGGGACCGCAUAGCUUUGUAUAUGCUGUCCUCAAAGACGGAAAAGGCCCUUGGACGAUCUCGUAUCCAGGAUCACUUUCACGCGAACUUUUUUCAAAGCAAUUAUUGGUUAAUACUGUCUACCACUUUCGGCUUCGGACCAUGUCAUAGCGCCGCCGAGUUCCGUCGAUAUGUCCAUUGGUUCAAAAACGGCAAACACGAAUUGAACCAUCUACGGCCGCUCGACAAUGGGCAGUAUAACCGCCACGAAUCCAUCAUAGUACCAGUCGCUCAGUUUCUUCGGUCCCGUGGAGUAGACUUUCGCUUCGGCACCACUGUUACAGAUAUCAUCCUUGAGCCCGGAUCCAAUGGACGUGUUUCCUCUAUUCGUGCAACGAAAGGCAACAGCCCGGAGAUGACCAUCGAUGUCGGACUCAACGAUGUUGUGAUUGUAUCCUUAGGCUCCGUGAUAUCUGGCGCAACAAGCGGAACAAAUACCGAGCCUCCAUACCUCGAAAUCAGGUGUCCUGAGAAAGACCUGGAUGAAAACUGGCUGUUGUGGCUAGAGUUAUCGACAAAAGACACGAAAUUCGGUAACGCGUACAACUUCUGCACGCGGAUGGGCGAGUCCAGACAGGAGUCGUUCACGGUGACCCUCAAGAGCCCAGAGUUCUUCGACCGCUUUGUCGAGUUGACCGGCGACGCCCCAGGGUCCGGUGUAUUCGUCACUCUUAAAGAUAGCCCUUGGUUGCUCAGUCUUAAAAUCCCGGAUCAACCUAUGUUUCCUGAUCAGCCGGCCGACAUUCAGGUGUUCUGGGGUUUUGCAGAGUUCCCGGAACGAAAAGGAAACUUUAUAGAGAAACCCAUGCUCGAGUGCUCGGGCAAGGAGAUCAUGACGGAGAUUUUGUACAAUCUGCAAUUCCCGCUGCAGCCAAUCCUCAACGACUCAAUCACCAUUCCUUGUGUGGCGCCACGCAUGGCCGCACCCUUUUUGCCUAGGGAAGACGGUGAUCGGCCGCCGGUUAUUCCUGAAGGCAUGACGAAUGUGGCACUCAUUGGACAGUUUGUGGAUAUUCCAGAUCAAAUUGUCGGGACUAUGGACUAUUAUGUGAGAGGAGCGCAAAUAGCUGUGCGUCAGUUGAUGGGGUUGGAUCGAGACGCGACUCUCAAGGAUGACUUCUGCAACUAA